Molecule: messenger RNA, 2706 nt
Organism: Symbiodinium sp. CCMP2456
Lineage: Eukaryota; Dinophyceae; Suessiales; Symbiodiniaceae
Source: the annotation of a GenBank genome assembly
AUGAGAAUCAUCGACCGCACUGAGAUGCAGUUGAAAGAUUAUGGAAAUGAUAGACUCCUGGCCCUGCUGUUUGCCAAGAGAUGCUAUUGCUCCCUGACUGGCUGCAGUCAAGCGGAGCAGGCCAGGGAGGCCUUGGAUGCCGCACUGCUGCAUGCUCACCGCAGCGAAGACAAGCAGGUCCAUUUGCGUGUCUACUACGAAGCUGUGAGGCUUUGUCAGCUACAGGGCUUGGAUUCUGAGGUGGAACAGUACCAGUCCAAACUGAUGACUCUUUGCAGCUGUAGUAAUACCCCGCCAUUGUCAAAGGCAGACUGCCACAAGCUUCUUGGUCACAGCCUACUUUUUCGUGCAGAUCGCCGGGCAAUCGCACACUACGAGAAAGCGCUUGAGAUCCACAAGGCCGAAGUUGGAGCCAAGCACCCAUGCACAGCAAAGGUGCUUGCGGCUAUGGGUCCUGCAUAUCGUGAUACCUACGACUAUGGCUCGGAGGGGGCUAGCAUGCUGAAGGUCAUGAAGGCAGCUUUGGAGAUUGAGCAGGCUUCCGGAAAUUCCUUCGACCUUCCCUGGUUUCAUCAGACCAUUGGGCACAUGUACACCUUGCUUCCCCGGCUUGCAGGAGCUGGCUCCUGCUCCGAUGAGCGCUUCCUGUCGUGGCGGCAGAGCGCUCGUGAGCACAUCAGCAAGGCCAAGAUGCUUUUCGAAACCAGUGCGAAGGAGCAGUGUGGGACGACGCAUUUUGCUGGGAGUCUGCGGAUCGAAGCUGAAUACAUUCUUGCGUUCGAGCCAGGCCGGAUUGAGGAAGUGUUCCCGUUGUGUGCGGAAGCCCUGCGGUUGUAUGGUCAUUGUCUCGGCAAGUCAAGCAAAUCUCCUUAUGUAGCUCGAGUGCAUGUGGUUGAAGGCUGGGCAUGUCUUCAGAAGCAGAACAUGGCCAAACAAGCGAUCAUUUGCUUUGGGAAGGCUCUGACCAUUCUCCACAGUGAAGCAAGCGUCCGUGUUGCGGACAUUCACUACUGGCUGGGUCAUUCCCAUGCAUUGUUGCAAAACCUCGAAACUGCAGAGCAUCAUUUCAAGGCAUCGUUGCAUCUCCUGGGCGAGCUUCCCUCCGACCAUUCGCAGGUGUUUUGGCAGCAGGCAUGUCAGUCUGAACUCGACGAGGUGGAGGCUCUUCAUCGCGGCUUAUUGAAAAUUAAGUCACGAUUGAUGACAACCAGCAGGUUUCUCCUGUUCACGAAGAUACUCAUCUGCCAGGUUCUCGGUUUGAAGCGGGCUGUAUUGCUGUUUGUAGUUUUCCCGAUUCUGUUGAUUGGCCUGCACUACAUCCUGCCUUUCUUCGAAAGCAUGCUCUUGUGCUCGGUUGUCCUGGUGACACGACACCCGCGCAAGUUCGUGGAGGUUUGCAAGCUUCUACUCUACCUUCCACUGAUGCUGCGCAGCACAGAAGGUACAAGGUCGCUCACCUUUGUGGAGGUCAGCCCUGGAGAUACGGAGAUUGGUUUCAAAGAGAUGUGCAACUACGUGGACCUGGAAGGCCACCUGAGGACACAUGGUGCAGUCUUGUUCCGGGGCUGGUUUUCGAGUCCAUCCGGUCCGGCAUUUCAGCAAGCCACUGACAUAUUGAUGGGGAGGCUGCGACUGACAGAGCACAUGUUUGAAGGUGGGUACAAUCCCCGGAUUUUGGUGCAAGGAACGCGCUGCAUUUUUUCACCCAAGUCGCCCUUGGUCUGCGAAGAGGAAGCAGUCAGCAGCAUCAGUGAAGGUUUGGCAGAAAGUGUUGGCUGCAUUUGGGACUCCUCGUACUGGCGCAAGUACGUGGAUUCUCAUCACACGGAGAUGGCUUACUCAGCAGACAAGCCAGAUCUCUUUGCCCUUUAUAGCCAGAAGGUCCCGAAGGUAGGUGGCGGGAUCAUGCUGUCAGACGAGUGCCACGUGUUGGAGUGCUUGAAACGACAUCCUCUCGGGAGGGCUGUCCUGAGCCAUGUGGAGCUGGACAAUUUUGUGUUGCAUGAUUUCCUUCCAGAAGACGGACCAUUGGUCAGUGGCAUCAUCUCUGCGAAGCAGUAUUUUGCAGCUUCCCCGUUGCACAAGAGGCAUGGAGAUGUCUCGGAACAAGACCGGGAUGCGUUCCUGGCGCGGUGCUGGGGCGACACUCCCGAACAGCGAAGCGCAAUCAUCGAAAAAAACGGUUACGAGCUACAAUCGAUCGUCCCUGUGGCUGCAGGGCAUGCUUCAUCCCAGCUCGGCUGGAUGUCUGACUGGGUUCAAGCUUCCUUUGGCCUGGUGGUGCUUCUGUUGGUGUGGCAGUUUGUGGACAGUCCCCGUCUUGCCCUUUUGUUGCCCAUGUGCUUACUUCUUAGGAGCCUUGUGAAUGGACAGACUGGCAAGACUUUCAUGGAAGCCAACACGAAGAGGACACGACUUGUUAGCAAUGCCAUCAAGAUUGAGAGGACCUUGCAAGGCUCAACAGAUAGGCGUGCCUUGGGCUUCUUUGCCCCUUUCUAUGGAGCUGUGUACAAAGACACGCAGCAGGAGCCAAGCACUAUGGAUAAGACGAUUGUCGCAAUCGCCCACUGGCUUGCAUCAUCUCACAUCGCCAUUCAGCUAGGUGACAUUGUGCUGGUGGAUAACAAUCGUGUGGCCCACACGCGCGGCUUACCAUUUGUUGGAACACGGGUUGUGUACUCUGCACAAUUCAGACGGCAGAGGUGA